UAUACCCACAAUAGUCGCAUAGUACUAUCUUCUCACACAACUCCAAUGGCUGCAGCAACACCAUGGGAAGAGCUCUUAGGCUCCAAGAACUGGGACACUCUCCUAGACCCACUAGACCAAUCACUUCGCCAGCUCAUUCUCCGUUGCGGCGACUUCUGUCAAGCCACUUACGACUCUUUCGUCAACGACCAAAACUCCAAGUACUGUGGAGCCAGCCGCUACGGCAAGUCUUCCUUCUUCGACAAGGUCAUGCUGGAAAACGCUUCUGACUACCAAGUCACGAGCUUCCUCUACGCCACGGCUCGCGUCUCUCUCCCCGAAGGUUUGCUUCUCCGCUCUCAGUCACGAGAUUCUUGGGACCGUGAGUCUAACUGGUUCGGUUACAUCGCUGUAACGUCUGAUGAACGGAGUAAGUCCUUAGGACGCCGUGAGAUCUACGUGGCUCUUAGGGGGACGAGUAGGAACUAUGAGUGGAUCAAUGUUUUGGGAGCUAGGCCUACUUCAGCUGACCCGUUGCUGACCGGACCGGAACAGAACGGUUCUGGUUCCAAGGUAGUUGAAACUCUUAGUACUCAUGGUAGCGACAGUGAAGAUGAGGAAGGGUGUAAGGUGAUGCUCGGGUGGCUCACGAUCUACACUUCUGAUCACGCUGAAUCGAAGUUCACUAAGAUGAGUCUACGGCUACAGCUGUUAACUAAGAUCAAGGAGCUUCUAUUGAAGUACAAGGACGAGAAGCCGAGCAUUGUGUUGACUGGACAUAGCUUGGGAGCCACAGAGGCUGUUCUAGCCGCUUAUGACAUAGCUGAGAACGCUUCCAGUGAUGAUUAUCCGGUCACUGGGAUCGUGUUUGGUUGUCCACAAGUGGGUAACAAGGAGUUCAAGGACGAAGUAACGCGUCACAAGAACUUGAAGAUCCUCCAUGUAAGGAACACUAUUGAUCUCUUAACUAGAUAUCCUGGAGGACUCUUGGGGUAUGUUGAUAUAGGAACCAACUUUGUGAUCGAUACAAAGAAGUCACCUUACCUAAAGGACUCAAGGAAUCCAGGAGACUGGCACAAUCUUCAGGCAAUGCUCCAUGUGGUUGCAGGAUGGAACGGGAAGAAAGGAGAUUUUAAACUGAUGGUGAAGAGAAGUAUUGCAUUGGUGAACAAGUCAUGUGAGUUCUUGAAAGAUGAGUGUUUAGUGCCAGGUUCUUGGUGGGUGGAGAAGAACAAAGGAAUGAUCAAGGAUGAAAAUGGUGAGUGGGUCAUUGCUCCAGUUGAAGAAGAACCGGAACCUGAAUUCUAAACUGGAUUUGUCUAUGUUUCAUGUUAAUCAAAAAUAAAAGAAGCUCUUGUGUGUGAUGAAAAACAACGUAAGUUAUUUUUAUAUGUGUUAUGAUUGUUGUUACUACAUGGUAGAGAAACCCCAUUACAUGCAGCUUUAGCAGCAAA
Molecule: messenger RNA, 1433 nt
Organism: Brassica rapa (field mustard)
Lineage: Eukaryota; Viridiplantae; Streptophyta; Magnoliopsida; Brassicales; Brassicaceae
Product: phospholipase A1-IIdelta
Biological process (GO): lipid metabolic process
Molecular function (GO): glycerophospholipid phospholipase A1 activity
Source: RefSeq, a predicted model, not a curated record